UGUAACACGACAUGGCGUUUUAUUCUCGUGAAAUACAAAAUAAGAGUUGAUUUUAAGAAGAAAUGGGAAGUUAGUUUAUGAAGCGCUGGAAAUGACUCAGCUGCUGCGCGCAGAAUGAGGAUCGGUUAAAGUUGGAUAUUCAAAAAUAGAAUUCUGAAAAAGGGAAGCUGAAAUUUUAAAAGAAAAAAAGUUAAAGGAAGGUCGCUCUGUCUCAGAAACCUUCGUUUUUAUCCACCCUGAAUUAUAAAAUGUCUGCACAUCGCAGAUUGCUUUAUUUCAGUUACAAGCUGCCAGUUUUCAUCGUGCUGCUGGGUUUGCUGGUGGCCAGUUCAGUAUCUGCUGAUCCAGUCGUGAAUGGGACUGUUGGAGAGUCUGUUGUCUUGCCCGCUGGUUUGUCCCCACAGGAUAACCCAAGUGAACUUGAAUGGAAAUGGGGUGGAAUAAACAUUGCUGAUAAAGAUAAUAGUGAUGUAACAACUGACCAGUUCAGACAUAGGGUGCAUCUGAACAGAACAGACUGGUCUUUAACAAUCAAUCUGCUCAGAGCUGAAGACAGUGGAGAAUAUAAUCGUGUUGCCACAGCAGCUUCUGGACGUCAGCUCCCUACACACACUGUUACUCUUCGUGUUUAUGAAAAGAUCGAGUCAAAGGUGACGAGGAAACCAUCGCAUGAAACCUGCCGUGCGACGCUGCUCUGCACCACGAACCAACGAGAACACGUCUCCUACCGCUGGAAGAGAGGGGACCAGGAUUUACCUGAGCAUGCUGGGAUACUGGAGGCGUCCCUGAGCCCCGGAGAGAUUAAUGUUACUUUCACCUGCAUCGCUUCUAAUCCAGCCAGCAAGGCAACAGCGUCUAUCCGGGAGAGCUGUGCAGAUAAACCCUGGUGGCGCUUUGAUUGGUGGAUCUAUGCUGGAACAGCUGGGAUAUUGCUGCUGGUGGUUCUCAUUUCUAUUGUGAUUACUGUAGCGAUGCGCAAGAAGAAGAAACGCAGCGAAGCUGUGACAGAAACUCCCGAACAGAUGACUGUCUAUGCACAAAUUGAGAGAAAAAGUACACUGAGAAAUCAUCUUGAAAAGUCUUCAAAUGCCCAGCAGAGUGACAAUCUCCCAAUGACUGUUUAUGAGACUGUGAAUCUCGAACAGCUUGAAAAUUCUUCAUAUGCCCAGCAGAGUGACAAUCUCCCAAUGACAACUGUUUAUGCAACUGUGAAUCUCAAACAGGCACCAGGAAAGUCUUGUCACACGCAAAACAACGUGGUGAAAUUCAACCGAAAUGAGGAAACCUCACCUUAUCAAUCAGUUCAGUAGAUGGAAUCCUCAAGGGGAAUGUGUAUAUAUCAGUGAUCAUGGUUUAUCUUCAACAUUGCUUGUAACGUUCAUUCUAGACACAGACAGUGCAAUGUUCAUUUCAGCAUCUCUUGUUUUGUUUGAAUUACAUGCUAUCACCAAAUAUCAAUAUAUUCUUAAAAAAGAUGUGCGAACCCUAUUUGUUAAUUCUUGAAACAAAUUCAUGUUUACAAGUGUGGAGGUGUGGUAUCCAAAUUUCCAUUUAAUUCUCUGAAAUCUGGAACCCCCCCCCCCCCCAGAAGAUUGUGUGCGAUCGCAGUACAAUUAGCACUAGGGCCAUGCCAAGUAACCGGGGGAAACGGACACUCGUAACAAGUAUGGUAAUUGAUAUACAAGUAUAAAUCCUAAUAGCAUUUUCUUUUUUUCUCAAUAGGCCCAGUGCUAUCACCUUUAUGAAAGUUUUCUGUGGUACUAUGGUGAAAUCAAUAAAGCAUGUAAAACCAUAGUAAAACAUGAGCACAUUUUCAUUACUACAUAAACACCUUGAUGAUGAUACUUUACCUAGAUUGCUCCAGUAAAAACCCAACUGUAUAAAUGCGCAAUUGUAUGUAAAAAACAAUGUGAUAUCUGUAUAAUGUGAAAUAAUGUACAAUGUGAUAUCUUGUAACAAUUGUAAGUUGCCCUGGAUAAGGGCGUCUGCUAAGAAAUAAAUAAUAAUAAUGAGGUGCAUGAACUGAUCUGGAUGAUUAAUAAAGAGGGCACGUAUGAGAAUCAUUACUUUCAAUGCCAUAGAGGAAAGGAGGGGGCAGCUAUCCUCCUGCAGUUAACUCCUGCAAGUUAAUUUAUUGGCAAAGGCCAAAUAAUGUCAUGUGAAAAUAUGUAUAAUGUAGUAAUGUUGUCUGGUCGAAGUUUAAAUAAAUAAUCUAUCGUAUGAGUUUCCUGACUGUACUUCCAUGUAUUUCGUUACAUUUUCCUUUUUCCAAAAAUUGAGGACCGGAACACAUUUAAUAACAAAAUAAAAAGCUUUG
Messenger RNA from Acipenser ruthenus (sterlet), 2317 nucleotides. Its product is annotated as T-lymphocyte surface antigen Ly-9-like. The coding region runs from base 249 to 1310 and encodes 353 amino acids. The record is from RefSeq and is a predicted model, not a curated record. Lineage: Eukaryota; Metazoa; Chordata; Actinopteri; Acipenseriformes; Acipenseridae. The transcript is spliced from 9 exons.